CGGAGAUUUAUUUUGAAACACAGCACCGGAAACGUGGAGUCUUAUUCCAGCGGUUGGAUACCAUGGGUCAAAUCAGGAGCGCCACCGCUGCUGUAUGCCUCAAUUACCUGUCAGUGUUUCACAAACUGGCGCAGACAAAUUCGCAUCUGUCUUCUCUCCCUCUCUUUUUUAUGUUUCCAGGGAAGUGGAAAAAAUUGACGGAUAUUUUGACAUGUUUUGCCAUGAUAGUCGCACGGAUAACCAACACUUUACUGGGAAGGAUCCGUCCGGACAGUUUUUACGCAUCGCACAUCUUGGAGCGUCGAUGUAGACACACUUAAACACUUCACAGAAUAUACAGCGUUUCAUGCGCUCUGCCUGUUCAUCCGUCUAUCAUGAAGUACGGAACGGUGGUCGUCACUGCUGGGUUCACAGCUUUGCUCAGUUUUUGCCUCCUCGCCGUGGCAAUUUGGACUGAUUACUGGUACAUCAUCGAUGUGAACAAACCCAACUACACAGGUUCAGACGACCUGAGUUCACAUUCUGGACUGUGGAGAAUUCAUGAAGGAGCAAACAGGAGUUCAGUCAUCCCUUCUUUCACAGCAAAUAUAUCCGGCUUGUCAGAGGUGGAAAGGCACCUUCUCGGCUUGCACAAGGUGGUGGUCAUCUUGCUGCCCCUCAGCCUGGUCCUGCUUGUGUUCGGCUGGAUCUCUGGUCUUGUCAGUACGUUGGCCCGCAGCCCAAAAUUGCUGGCUGGAUCAGGAACAUAUUUUCUCUUCUGCAGUCUUUUCACCCUGUCCGGGGUGAGCAUCUACAUCAAAUACUCAAACAAGGCCAUGGAGGAGUUCGAGCAGACCGUGUCCCCUGACAACCUUGCCUUUGUGAAUGUGUCCUUCGGCUGGUCCUUGGCCAUGGCAUGGCUCUCCUACAGCAUGGAGGUGGCCACUGGCCUGAUUCUCAUACUUGCUGCCACAAUAACUCAAAUGAAGGGUCGUUAUGACUCUGGUGUGACGAUCGCCAUGUUGUAGAUUGGUCGAGUGAGGCUAAGAGCCCACAUGUGGGCUGGACGGUAUUUUUUUGCGAUUUUAUUUAUUUAUUUAUUUUGGUAGUGAGAAAAGGACAUCUUAGAAAUAUAUUGUAUUCCAACAAGUAGAUCAACGGCAAAGAUAAAAAAAACGUAGAUGCAAGCUGGCUUUUGUGUAAGUGCAACCAUAGUCACGUACAUAGACGCUGAAUUAGUGACACAUUUCAAUGUCCGUUUCUUCAUUGUUUAUGCAGGCUUGUUGUGAGGCCUCCAACCUUUCAUCCUCCCAUUCUUUCAAUUGUCCCAGUCCACAUGAUGUUAGUGAUGUUAUAGCAAAAAAAAGAGGCUAAGCAUUCACAGAGUAAUUGCUGCAAAGAUUAAAAGUAUGUUUUUUUUCUUUCAAUGUAUUUAUGUAGUGUGUAAUUUCAGCCUUGUAAUGCCCUAUUUCUGUUCACAUAUACUGUAUAUGUAUAGCUAAUAGCCAUUUUUUUUUGGUUUGUGGCAAGAAUGUUAUAAAGUAAUAUGUGUUGAAAAAUGUUUGUAAUUUACGGAGCACAGCUCCGGAUGCAGAUUAACUGUCCUGCAAUAUACUUGCGCAACAAUGCACAUAUCUGGAGUAAUUUGCAUUUCAAAGCUUUUGAACAACAGUUAGCAUUUUGAUCAAUGUAGUUGUCAGGAAAAUGUCAGUUUGUGCCUUCUGCUUACAACCUUCUCUACCAAUUCCGGCUGGUAAAUCUCUUCAUCAAGGGAGCAGGGCUGAAGAUAUAUGCACUCUUGGGGAUCCCAAGUGCUGUUUUCAGCAGUUAAGAAAGCGUGCAUGUGUUGCCGUCUGUGUUGCCAUAGUUAAAAGCUAGAUGUUCUAAUAUUCUGUCUGUGCGGUGCAAAAUGACUCCUGUCUGCUAAUGAAAGUUUUUUUUAAAAAGCACUGUAAAAAUACAAAGUUUAGCAACUUUGAAAUGCAUUAUUGUGUUGAUGAUCGCUUUUCACAUCAUCAUGACAGACCUUGCUCACGCUCUCAUAACUGAGCAGCAUUUUAUUUUGAACGGGAACAGAAAAACAAUGAAAGAUCAAUGCAGCAGGAGAACAGAAAAAGAGCACAUCGAUCAAAGGCCUCCAAAUGUCAGUGGCAUACCCUGACUGUAAUCAAUUUUUCGCCAGCCUCCUGAAGAUUUUUGUGUCGCAGUACAAGACAUGGCAGGGAAUUGGUUGUCUUGCGCUGCAUAUUUUUAUUUACAACACAAGUCUUGCAGGUAACUGAAAUACCAAGUCAUGCAUCAGGUUAAAUUAGGACUGCUUUCCUGCCGCUGCCUCUGAAUGCAAACGAAGCACACCAGGAGUCAGGUCAGACAGAAAGGCAAUGGUUUCAAGAACAGCCUCCGACCAACAUGGUGUAACACUGUCGUCUAUAAAGGUUAGAUUAAUUCAGAAAUUUAUUUGCACAUUCAAACUGGAGAGGUUGCAACAAUAGUGAAAUUUAAUACAAAGGGGGGCUCAUCAUCAUAUUCAGUGCUUUACUGGACUGUGUGUUGUAAUGUGCAAUAAAAGGUGAGAAGGUGCUAAUAGAAAAGUGAAAUAGGACGGCAGUGUUAACAAUGCAUCUGUGUAUAUCACAGAGAAAUUACUGUAAAAUAGGGAAAAUUUACAAAAAGAAUUUGUGUUUUUUUAACUCAAUAAAACUGGAAA
Messenger RNA from Scophthalmus maximus (turbot), 2686 nucleotides. RefSeq names its product transmembrane protein 235. The transcript has 4 exons. Lineage: Eukaryota; Metazoa; Chordata; Actinopteri; Pleuronectiformes; Scophthalmidae. The record is from RefSeq and is a predicted model, not a curated record. Gene Ontology annotation, cellular component: apical plasma membrane. Bases 375 to 1007 code for a protein of 210 amino acids.